Phalaenopsis equestris is the source of this 2703-nucleotide messenger RNA. RefSeq names its product glycosyltransferase family protein 64 protein C5-like. Gene Ontology annotation, cellular component: membrane. Gene Ontology annotation, molecular function: glycosyltransferase activity. The record is from RefSeq and is a predicted model, not a curated record. The transcript has 4 exons. Bases 240 to 2525 code for a protein of 761 amino acids. Lineage: Eukaryota; Viridiplantae; Streptophyta; Magnoliopsida; Asparagales; Orchidaceae.
ACACCGCAUAAUUUAACGAGAUAGAACCCACAUAUCUGCCAGUUGCUUUCUAGUGCCUGCUUCCUCUUGCCUUCUCUCUUUUCCUCCCUCUCCACUCAGUCAACGCCGCCGCCUUCUCCUCGAAGUCAUUCAGGGCAAUAAUGGGUCGGGAGGUUUUGCUUCCUCCCGACCCCUGUUCUGAGUAAGACCAAGGAAGGAGAAUAAGCGUCUCCACUGCUCAACUUAUUUGUUUCUCCUUGAUGCUGGCGAUGGGGGAAAAAGGUGUCAACUCGACGGAACUUUGGAUUUUCCGCAGAUUAGGCAUAGCGGGGCCGUGGCGUUCGCGAUGGCGAAGGUGGACUCGCCCGCUUGGUGGUGUCAUCCGCUCCUCAGGUCUCAUCGCCUUCCUCCUCGGGUACUUUCUGGCUUGCAGCAUCGUGGCGAUCCUUUUCUUCCGGCUUUGGGUUUCUUCCUUUCUGACGGAUGAUUUGGUUUCUGCUGGCUGCCGUCCGGACGGGGAGGGAUCGUGGUCGAUUGGGAUUUUCUACGGGAAGAGCCCCUUCUCGCUGGCUCCCAUUGAAAUGUCAAACAGGAGUAACGAGAAAAGCUCGGCCUGGCCAGUUGCGAAUCCUGUGCUCACGUGUGCUUCUGUCUCCAAUGCUGGUUAUCCCAGCAAUUUCGUUGCGGAUCCUUUUCUUUUCGUUCAGGACAAUACAUUUUACCUCUUCUUUGAAACAAAAACGGUGGCCACAAUGCAAGGUGAUAUUGGGGUCGCAAGAAGUUUGGAUCAAGGUGCUACAUGGGAAUUUCUUGGCAUUGCUCUAGAUGAAGCAUGGCAUCUCUCUUAUCCAUAUGUUUUCAAUUACCAAAAUGAUACAUAUAUGAUGCCCGAGGGCAGCAAAAAUGGGGACCUUCGGCUUUAUCGAGCUACUAAAUUUCCACUCGAAUGGACAUUUGAGAAGGUUCUUGUGAGUAAACCACUCAUAGAUACAUCGUUGGUUCACUUUAAUGGAUAUUAUUGGCUCUUUACUUCAGAUUUUACUAGGUUAAGUGUAGAGAAGAAUGCGGAGCUUGAAAUAUGGUUCAGUAACUCCCCGCUUGGCCCAUGGAAAGAACACCGAAAAAACCCUAUAUACCAAUCUGACAAAAGCUUGGGGGCACGAAAUGGAGGUCGUCUUUUUGUUUACGAAGGUUCUCUCUAUCGUCCUGGUCAGGAUUGUAGUGGGACUUAUGGUCGAAGGCUCCAGAUAUACAAGGUAGAAAGGCUAACUGAACAAGAAUACAAGGAGGUGCCAGUUUCAUUUCCCAUUGGAGAAACAAAAAAGGGCAGGAAUUCUUGGAAUGGUGUUAGACACCAUCACCUAGACCCAAAACAGCUCCCUUCAGGCACCUGGGUUGCUGUUAUGGAUGGAGAUCGUGUUCCUUCUGGUUAUUCAACAAGGACUUUACUCCUUGGCUGGACAUUUUUAAUUCUGCUUUUUCUUCUGGUUAUGUUCAUUGGACUAUUGAUUGGUGUCUUGGAUUGUAUUCAUCCUCAAGGAAAUUAUCUGAUCAUUAGUCGAAGAAAUGAGUCAAUUUCAUUUUGGGCAAAUCCCCACUCCAAACUUAAGAGGUAUGCUGCAGUCAUAAACAGAUUCAUUCUUUCACUCAAAGGCAAAGCAAAGCUGAAAACUUGUCAUGGAAAGCUCACCAUCAGCCUCCUAUCUAUCAUUGGCAUGGUUCUAGUCUGUAUGGCUGUUCAAUAUUUAUAUGGAGGGAAUGGUGCUGAAGAGGGCUACAUGUAUAAAGGCCAGUAUUCCCAGUUUACAAUGCUUACAAUGACUUACGAAGCCCGCCUUUGGAAUCUAAAGCAGUAUGUGAAACAUUACUCUAGAUGUGCUUCUGUUAGAGAGAUUGUAGUCGUUUGGAACAAGGGAAAACCUCCCGUUCAAGGAGAAUUUGACUCUGCCGUGCCCGUCCGAAUCCGUGUUGAGCAACAUAAUUCUCUGAAUAAUCGGUUUAAGGAUGAUGGUCUUAUACGAACCAGGGCUGUUCUUGAACUCGAUGAUGAUAUAUUGAUGACUUGUAAUGACAUAGAAAAAGGGUUUAGAGCCUGGAGAGAGCAUCCUGAGAGAAUUGUGGGGUUCUAUCCUCGACUACUGGAUGGAAUCCCUUUAAAAUAUAGAGAUGAAACUUAUGCUAGGAAGAAAAAUGGCUACAAUGUCAUAUUAACUGGUGCAGCUUUCAUGGAUGUUGAGCUUGCUUUCAAGAGAUAUUGGAGCGAGCAGGCAAAAGAAGGAAGAGCGCUAGUUGACAAAUUAUUUAAUUGUGAAGAUAUACUAAUGAACUUCUUGUAUGCAAAUAUUAGCUCUAUGAGGACCGUUGAGUACAUUCAUCCUUCAUGGGCUAUCGACACUUCUAAAUUUUCCGCUUCUGCCAUUAGCAGAAACACGCAACAGCAUUACAAUAUCAGGACAGAGUGUUUGUCGAGAUUCUCCUCUAUAUAUGGUUCUCUUCCUAAAAUGGGAUGGAUGUUUGGAAGUAGAGAGGAUGGUUGGGAUGCAUAAGAUUGAAGUUAGAGAAUCGAAGCUCAUAAUAUUAGAUAAUCUUUAUAUUAAGUUUCUAAGUAUAACAGGUUGUGAGAGGCUUCAUUGCCAUGCAAAAAGGUGCAUUGUUUGUGGAUUUUGUGCGUUGUGUUGUAGUUUAUAUGAGCAGGUGGUAUUUAACCUUGUAGAACUAUGCAAA